AUGGAUCCAAACGCAACCAAUCAAACUGUUGACCAGAUCAGUACAGAAAUAAGCGAUCACGAACUCGAUUCAAAUCGUUGCGCGGACAGCGCGGUUCAGGAUCAUGCGACACAAAUUUACCGAAGUAAAAUGGCCAGAAAAACCGCAAAAGCUAACGUCACGCGUAAAAUAAAUGAGAUCGCCGAGUUAGUUAAGGAUGUUAAUAACUUGGAACGUGUUCAGAGCGUAUAUUACGAUUUUGAAGAAUCUUUAAGAAAAUUUACUUUGGCACAUGGAAAUUAUCACGCAAAUUUAACUGAUGAAGAUGACGUACAGGAAUCGGAAGCUUAUUAUAGUGUUGAAGUACGCAGAACAUCUGCAUUUAAAGAUAGGAUAAAAACUUGGCUUGAAAAUAACGAAUUCUGUCAUAAAAACGGAACGGAACAAUUUAAUGAAAUUAGACCUAGCGAUUCCGUGAGUAAUAUUUGCAGUCGCACAGACUGCGGUUCAAAGUCUUCACGCAAGUCAAAAGUUGUACGCUCUGAUAUCGGUUCAAUGAGUUCUCGAGUCUCCAGUAAGGGUUCAGCGUUUAGCGCAAAAGCUGCUGCUGCCGCAAGAAAGGCAGUUCUAGAAGAAGAAGCGAUCAGGCUUCAACGGCGACAAGAGCUCCAACAACAAGAGCUUUGUCUUAAACAAAAAAGAGAAGAACUCGAACUCGAAACUAAAAUAGCGCAAGCGGCUGCCGAAGAGCGUACUUACAGCGAAAUUGGCGCGUCUCAACCCGAACAUGUCAAUCCAAAACAAUGUCGUGACGAAUUGCGUGCGUGUUCAAUUGUUAACUCUAAAGUAAUGGGAUGCCCCAGGGAAGAACAUUCUAGAAUAAACCUCGAAGCUGUAAACCAAUUACCAACCACUCAGAACUUACUGUCAACACCACUUAAUCCCCACGCUAAAGAUUGGAGUGUUAAUAGGAACGAAGUUUCUAGGUGUCAGACGAAUUUGACAGAUCUUAAUAGGCCUGACACCCUCGCAAAUGAACAAUUAAACACGAUAGGAAAUGAGGAAAAUUUGGCAGUAUUACAAUCAGUCUACCCUUCGCAAGAAACUCACACUCAAGAUGCAAAAAUAGUAGAGUUAUUAAUCCAGCAACAACAGCAAACAUUGGCUUUGACACUUCCGUCACCUAAGGUGCCCAUCUUUCAUGGUAACCCAAUCGAUUUCCACACUUUCAUUCAAGCUUUUGAACAAUUGAUAGAGUCUAAAACCCAAAGUGACAGUUCUAGACUAUAUUAUCUUUUACAAUACACAUCAGGUGACGUACAAGAUCUAAUGCGCAGUUGUUUAUCAAUGAGUCCCGAAGAAAGGUAUAAAGAGGCACGUCGGCUUCUAAAAACAAAAUACGGAAGAAAUUAUCAGAUUGCCACAGCGUAUGUUGAGCGUGUAACUAAUUACCCAUCAAUUAAAUCUGAGGACGGUGAAAGUUUACAGCGGUUUUCCAUUAUGUUAACAACUUGUAAAAAUGCCCUCAAGCAAAUUGGCUAUCUUAGUAAAAUUGAAAAUCCCGAUAGUUUACAAAAGAUUAUGGAAAAGUUACCUUUUGGUUUGCGACAAAAGUGGCGUGACGUAGCCGAUGACAUCACCGAAGUCAAACAACGCGAGAUCACAAUCGAGGACAUCGCAUUAUUUGUCGAGAAACGAGCGAGAGCCUGCAAUCACCCAAUUUUUGGCAAGAUUUCGAGAGAAACGAAAUCCGAAAACACUGUUGGAAAGAACACGAAAUCGACUCGAGGAUCAGCCUUUGCAACAAAGGGGAAUGACGACAACUCGCCUCGUACAGCAGUGAAAUGCCCAUCUUGUGGAAGCGGUCAUUGGCUUUCUCGGUGCGACGACUUUAAGAAAAGAUCGAUCGAAGAGCGGUUUAAACUCGUGCGUUCCUUAAAGUUAUGUGACAAUUGCCUCGUACCUGGUCACGUGGCGCGUUCGUGCCAGAAAAGAAGUUUCUGCAAGAUGGACGGAUGCAAGUACAAGCACUCUACAUUCCUGCAUCGAAAGCCAGCAAAUACCGACGGAGACCAAACGGCUAAAAACCCAAAAAACGAAAACGCCAAUCCUCAGCAAUCUCAAGUCGACGAACAUAAUGUGCAUAACGGUUACGUUAACACAGAUGAUGAGUGUCGCGAAUCUCGUGUGAUAGGGCUGCCGAUUGUUCCAGUGAAGGUGAGAGCAAAACAAGGUAGUCGAACGGUCGAAACAUACGCCUUUCUCGACGGUGGUUCUAACACUUCGUUCAUUACCGAAUCACUGUUGAAGCAACUCGCGGUCAAAGGCAGCAAAACAACACUAUCCCUGACCACUAUGGAAAAAGAAAGGAGCAAAUUGGAGAGCUCGGUCGUCAGCAUUGAAGUUAGCGAUUUGAAUGGUCAGAAUGCUGUUGAAAUUCCUAACGUAUUUUCUGUUUCCAAGUUGCCAGUAUCCAGAGAGGAUAUCCCACGCAAAAGCGAUGUAGAACGUUGGUCUCAUCUCGAAGGCAUUGAUAUCGAUGAAGCUGACUGCGAAGUCGGCCUCCUAAUUGGUAAUGACGUCCCGAAAGCGUUGCAACCUAAAGAGGUUGUAGAAAGUAAUUCAGAUGGCCCGUACGCUGUGAGAACUGUUUGGGGUUGGACAGUAAACGGACCACUGGGUCGUAACGAUCAUCAAGCUGCAACGGCUAACUUCAUUCAGAGCAACGAGUUGGAGACAAUCUUCCGGCAAUUUUGCAAUCGGGAAUUUAAUGACGUAGAAGACGACGUAGCGAUGUCAUGCCUGGACAAAAGAGCGUUGAAGAUCAUGGAAGAAAGCGUUCGAUUAAAAGACAACCAUUACGAACUAGCCCUACCUUGGAAGAACACACAGCCGUCUCUGCCAAAGAACAAGUCUAUCGCAGUACGUAGGUUAAUGUUGUUGAAGAAAAGAUUAACUAAAGAUAGCGACCUUUUUCAAAAAUAUUCAGCUUUCAUGCAAGAUCUCCUGCAGAAAGGCUACGCCAGGAAAAUACCAGAGGAAGAACGUCAUCGACAAAGCAAUACUACCUGGUAUCUACCACAUCACCCCGUUUUCCAUCCCCAGAAGCCAGAUAAAGUUUGUGUCGUGUUCGAUUGUGCAGCCGAAUGCGGGGGUACCUCUUUAAACAAGGAACUGUUACAGGGGCCGGACCUUACCAACAGUUUGGUUGGAGUCUUGACGCGAUUCCGCGAAGGACCAGUGGCGAUGAUGGCAGACGUUGAAGCAAUGUUCCACCAAGUGCGAGUCCGAUCCGAGGAUUGCGAUGCCUUACGUUUUCUGUGGUGGCCUGAGAACGACCUCAACCGCGAACCUGAAGAGUAUCAGAUGUUGGUUCAUCUAUUCGGCGGGAUAUCUUCACCAACCUGUGCUAACUUCGCCCUACGACGGACCGCUGACGACAACGCGAAAGAAUUCGAUUCCGAAAUCAUCAACACUAUCAAGCGCAACUUCUACGUAGACGAUUGCCUCAAGUCAACCGAAAAUGAACAGGUAGCGAUUAACACGGCAGAGCAAUUGCGACUUCUUCUAUCCAAAGGUGGAUUUUGACUAACAAAGUGGCUGUCAAAUUCCAGAAAGGUAAUUGAGUCGGUUCCCGAGUUAGAAAGAUCGAAGUCGUUUAAAGAAGUAAUCCACUUUGCGGAUUUACCAACCGAACGUGCUCUCGGUGUCUUGUGGAACGUUGAAGCUGAUACGUUUGGAUAUUCUAUCUCAUUGAAAGAUAAACCACUUACGCGACGAGGAAUUCUGUCAGUUGUGUCUUCGGUGUAUGACCCCCUUGGUUUCGCAGCGCCCUUCAUUCUGCUUGCCAAAGAAAUCCUGCAGGAUCUGUGCAGAAUGAAUAUCGGAUGGGACGACCCAAUCCCGGAUAUUUACAUUAAACGUUGGGAAGCAUGGUUGAAAGACUUACCUAAGUUGGAAGGUCUCAAAGUUAAACGCUGUUUUAAGCCGCCUGGAUUCAGCGAAGUCGCUUCGUCCGAGUUACAUCACUUCUCUGAUGCUUCACAGCGUGGCUACAGUGCUAUUUCGUAUUUACGAAUGAUCGACGCGAAAGAAGAAGUUCACUGCGCGUUUGUGAUGGGCAAAUCAAGGUUGGCACCGUUGAAAUCAGUUACAAUUCCACGGUUGGAAUUGUCGGCAGCUGUCUUGGCAACGAAGUUAGACAAGACGAUUAGGAAAGAAAUCGAUAUUCCAAUCAAUGAUUCGUUCUUCUGGACGGACAGUACGUGUGUACUAAGUUAUAUUUCGAAUGAAGACAAGAGAUUCCACACUUUCGUUGCAAAUCGCGUGUCUACAAUUCACGAUGCAUCAUCACCAUCUCAAUGGAACUACGUUGACACGAAAUCUAACCCUGCUGACGACGCGUCGAGAGGACUGGAAAUAGAGGAUCUGCUGAAGAACAAACGUUGGCUGGAUGGACCAGAGUUCUUAUGGAAAACAAAAGACUGCUGGCCGAAACUGGAGAUCAACGAUGUUUCCAAAGUUAAAGAGGACGAUCCAGAAGUAAAGAAAUGCAAAUCUCUGGCAGUCACAACUAAUCCCACCGCCUUUUACAACAUGAGUGAAAUAUUUUCCAGAUUUUCCUCCUGGUACCGUUUGAAAAGGUUUGUUGCCUGGCUGCUGCGUUACAGGUCGGCAUUACGUAAAGCUCGCGAAAGACGUUCUCGAGGGCAGCCCGUACCGAAACACACAGAGAUUCAGCCGAUGACUGUUAAAGAGAUGCAAGAAGCGGAACACGAAAUCGUCAAAGUUGUACAACAACAAAGUUUCCCAAUUGAGAUUGCAGCUAUUCGAAAGAAAGAAAGUUCCAAUGCCGAAAACAAUGGCAACUUGAGAGCAAUCAAACCAUCAAGUCCAAUCUACAAGCUUGACCCGAUCUCGAAGAAUGACGUUUUAUGCGUUGGAGGACGUUUGCGAAACUCAACACUCUCAGAUGAAGCGAGGAAUCCUGUAAUAUUACCAAAAAGUCAUCAUGUCGUGAAAUUAAUCAUCGAGUAUUACCACGACAUUUCUGCCCAUUCUGGAUUGGAGCAUGUUCUAGCAUUAUUAAGAGAAAGAUACUGGAUUGUUGGCGCUCGCGUCGCAAUCAAGAGCGUACUAGGACGGUGUCAUGAUUGUAAGAAGAGACGUGCACCUGUUGGUGAGCAAAAGAUGGCAGAUCUUCCGGAAGAUCGUGUCACACCUGGAAAACCACCUUUCACUAACGUAGGCGUAGAUUGUUUUGGGCCUUUCACAGUGAAACGCGGUAGAAGUCAUGUGAAAAGAUACGGUGUACUGUUCACUUGUUUGGCGAUUCGAGCGGUACAUAUCGAAAUUGCGAACAAUUUGGACACUGACUCGUUUAUCAAUGCGUUGAGGAGAUUUGUAGCGAGGCGGGGUCAGCCUGAAGAGAUACGGUCCGAUAACGGAACGAAUUUCGUUGGAGGAAAUAGAGAGUUACGGGAGUCCAUCAACUUGUGGAAUCCAGAGAAGAUCAACCAGUUCUUGACGCAGAGAAAUGUGAAAUGGACUUUCAACCCACCCAAAGCAUCUCACCACGGAGGUGUUUGGGAACGUUGUAUUCGUACGGUAAGGAAGGUUCUGAAUGCAAUUACGAAAGAGCAAGUGCUUGACGACGAACGUUUGUACACCCUCAUGUGCGAAGUCGAAGCAAUUGUGAACGGCCGACCAAUUACGAAAGUCUCGGACGAUCCUAAAGAUCUCGAAGCCCUCACUCCAAACCACCUGUUACUGCUCCGGAAAGGAUCCCACGUUCCCCCCGGUGUAUUUACCAACAACGAUACCCAUUCGCGUCGCAGAUGGAGGCAAGUCCAAUACCUUGCAGAUAUCUUCUGGAAACGUUGGGUAAAAGAGUAUCUACCACGUCUGCAAGAACGACAAAAAUGGACCAACACUCGAAGGAACUUUGCCGUGGGAGAUAUUGUGCUUCUCGUUGACGAAAGCUCGCCUCGUUGCAGCUGGCCGUUGGGUAGGAUAGUCGACGUUCACCGGAACAGUAAAGAUAAGCUCGUGCGAAGUGUCUCGGUGAGAACGAAGUCUACAAUCUUGGACCGGCCGGUGGCGAAGAUAGUCCUGUUGGAGACAGUGGAACACAUGGAAGGAGAAGGAAGAACCAAGUGAACGGUUUGAUAUUGCAUGAACAUAUUUGCAUGUUAUAGAUUUAUUAAUAGAUAAUUUUACUUUUCGAUCCAUUUAUGUUUGGGAAAUGCUUCACAUAAAUAGUUUCGCAUUUAGGGGCCGGUAUGUUGGAUCGGAAAGCUACAUUAAGACGUUAAGCUAAAUAAGUGCAUCAUUGUGAAUGACACUCGCAUCUGUUAAUGAUCACAUAGCAGUCGAACAUUUGUUAGUAUAGAUAAUCAGCCUUUAUUUUAUCUCAUAAUUGGUUUAUAUGACAAGUGUACAUCAUGACACGCAAACCAGUGCAUGGGUCAGUAUAGUUUUGUAAUUCAAAGAGAGAGGAACUGCUACAUCUUUUAGAGGAUUUUAUGGUAAAAGAAUAGACGAAAAAGAGCGACAGGGAAAACAUCUGUAAGUGACAAUUCAUGUGCAUGCAGUUCAUAAGUUUAUUGUGUAGUUAUGUUUUAUAUAGUCAGUUUAUACGAUUUAGUAUUAAUUUAGGUCUAUAUCUAUUCUAUUUAGUCGAACCACGUUUCACGUUUAUGUUCACGGUUACUGUGCGUUUUACACGUUAAAGACUUUUGUUGAAAUUAUAUACUUAAUUGAAACUAUCGUCUCGAGUUUGCGAUCGUGUAUUUCGUUGCCGUUGGUUUUGUCAGAAUUUGUUUAUAUUCUGAACUAUUUCGCCACGUGCGUUUGGAGCGUUUUCCAACCGAUUCAUCAAAUUUUCUGACUUAUACUCACACGUAAGCCUACGAACUGAAUUUGGUCCUCUCGUUCAAAAGUAGUGAGGCUUACAGUUGUUGCUUUUCGUCUUUUUCAUAUUUACAGCUUUACGGAGUCUGCUUUCUCUGCCGAGCAUAAACCUUGUUCACUUUAUUCUGUUUAGCAUAAUUAGAUGUUUUACUACCUUUAAUUGAUAAAAGAAAGUCUUAAUACUAUUAGCCUGACUAAAAAUUAUAAAGUAAAUGACUGCAAUGAAGCUUAACCUUGAUUAGUUGGGUCAACAGGAUUAUGUUGUGUUCCAGAAUCAAUUUGCAUUGGUCUUGAGGAUGGACCUAAGAAAGGACCUAAAUAUUAGUGGGACAUUGAUUAAUUCCUUUUUAGGGCUGUUCAGAAAUCUGAUUGGUAAAAUUUUUUUUUGCAGGAGAUCCUUUGAGGAAGAGGUCCUGGUGUCAUACCUGUAACUUUAUCAUCAUCACUGAAUUUGAACAGCUGGGAAAUUUGUUGUCGCUGUGCAGAGAAAUUGCUGGUGCACAUGAUAUUUUACAAAAAUUCAAAAAUUUGAAAAACAACAUGAGAGAAAUUUCAACUUAUGAUUUUGAAUUUUUGAGACAGCGAUCAAGGAAAUUAAAUUGCAGGAAAAACUUCACUAACAUCUCAAGUAUGGAAAGCAUCUACACUCGGCAUUUUAAUUGUGGAUUGAUUCAAAAGUCAGGCAAUAAAGUUACAUAGCUAGGAGUUGGCUUUUGUGCUCUUCAAAAAUCCAUUUUCAUUCACGGAUUACCACAACUUGUUGGUCUCAUGGGUGCCACAAUCGACAUAUAAAACGUAAACUGCUAACCAAGAGCUAUAAAUAGCUUUUCAAAAAGAUAAACUUUGUUCAGUCAAAAGGAUGAGGGUAAAUAAACAUUCUACUGUGUGACGUUGAUUUCGAAGCAACUUUGUCUCAUAUAUUUUAAAAAGUGUGAUAAGGAAUCAAAUUUUGCUUUUUGCUAUCCCAAAAAGGUAUGAAAAUUAUUUAAAUAUUUAAGGUUUCCAUGUUUAUAAAGUAUUUUUUAAGAAAAGUAAAAUUUUUCCCAAUAAAAAAAGCUUAGUUUCUGCAGGAAAUUGGCUAUUGGCUAUUUGUUUACUUUUGGAGAUAAAAGUUUGAGGUCCAAUUAUUUUAAAGUUUGAAAACUACCCAGCUAAUUCUUGGCUGUUGUUUGCAGCCUUAUAUGCCGGUUAAAAUUUAGUUAACUCCACAAUAAUAGAUCCUUUCAAAUGAAGGGAAAUUAAAAAUAGUAUAUUUGAUUACUUUUGCAGCACAGUCAGUACAUAGAUAGGGUGCAAUACCAGACCAAAUUGCAAAAAAAUUACCGAUUCCUCCAAAUUCAAAAUCAUAUUUUUUUGCUCAUAAAGCACACAUAGGAAACAGAAUUUAACAAUAAAUUUUGUUGCAAAAUUGCCCCUUUGCAUCUAAUUUUGCUUUGAAAUGUGUGUGUUUACUGCUUUUGUAAUCCUUGUAUGAAGCAAGAGUUCAAAAACAUUCGAAGUACUGUAAAAUGUAAUGAAAUCGACAACUUGACCUUGCCCUUGAGACCUUGCUACUGCCUCAGCACUGAAAUGUUUUUUUGACAAUGAUAAUUUACCAGUGUUAAUUUACCAGUGUUUCUUGGAUAUUUUCCUUGUUUAACUAGUAGAACCAAACGUACAAGUGCAUCUGAAGGCUAAGUGAAAGUUUUGUGUAGAAAUGCUCUGUUUGUGGGAAGUUAUUUUGCAUUUACAAGGCGUCAACAAAAGCCGGCAUUUUCACAUUGAUUAUCAUAUUGAUAGAUAAAAGCCGCUUUGAAAAUUCAAUUUCAAACAUUUUAAACCACCCAUAUUAGUAUAUAGUCAUAUUAACAUUGAAUUUCUUUCUGCUUGAACUCAAAUUUGUACUUGUUUUGCGUUCGACAAGGCUGUCAAGCUCUCGAUGAUUGGCUUUACCUUGGGCAAGACUGCAGAUUUAGCAUGUCAAAUGUUUUCUUGGGCCCUUCUUGUUUGUGUCAAGAUUAUAAUAUUCUAUUGCUGUUCAAACGAGAUAUUCUUACACUUGAAACAGAGUACAUAUUACUUUGCCUCAAGAAAAAAAAAUUAUAAAGAUUAAACAGGCAUUCACAAAGAUACAACAACUACGACCAUCUCGUUAUUUCUUUGGGGAAAUUUUCAAGUUUCAAUGGAAAUCUGGUGCAUGCGCAACAAAUUUCCCACUUGUUCUGAAUUUGAACACUGUGCAGCUGAAUAAUUUAAAGGAAUGUUCAUGUUCACAUUUUUUUGUGUAAAAUAGGUAAUGGGACAAGUACUGGUGCAAGACAUUGUGUAACCUAAAUAAUUAGGGGCCGGUCAUUAUUUAUGGAAGGGGGGGGAAAUAAGGGCAUAUGUAGAAAUAAAUGACAAGAAGGGGGCUAUUAAAUUUUUUCAAGAAAAUGAUGGGGGGUUGCAAUUAAAUUUGAAGGAAUUUGUAAUAACCUGAGUAUCCAUUUGGUUGUAAAUGUUGCAACUAUAAAUCAUGGUCACUGAUGUGAAAUAGUCUGGAUUCAUCUUGUCUUGUGUGUGCUGUAUGCAAAUCAAGGGGAUUCUGUGACGUCAUAUCGAUCAAAGUUUGUUUCAUGCCUUGUGAUCAGUGCUUCGGUCUGAAUUAUUCAUUCUGCCAGUGUAUGCUUUGCCUAGUUGCAGCAAGUUUUAGCGCCGAUACCUUUCCCCACCCACCCACCAUGCUCAUUCUAAAGGAUUUUAUCUGGUAGCUAGUAUAUGUCAUUUUAUUUUUAUAUAAUUUUUAAUCUCACAGAAAAUAGGAUGUAUAGACCACUAUACAUUGUAUUUCAUGGUAUGUCUUGGCAGAAUUGUCAUUGCUAUCUCCUUUUGCUGCUAAUACUACUGAUUGUUGCUAUCAUUGUUGCUUUCUUGGGCUGCUAUGUAAUACGUCGAUACCAUCAGGAGUCUAGUUGCAGCCUUAAACAUGGUUACAAUUGCCCAGACCAAAUGAAAACCUGAUUUUAGUGUUAUAUAUAAAAAUACUCCUCUUUUAAUUAUAUAAUUUUCCGCUAAUAUAUAUUUUUGGUUAACGUUAACAUGUUGCCAGUUCCAUAUUCUUAUUUAAUAAUUAACACUAUAACGCCUGGGUAUCCCCAUUUGACGAGCAAAAAUGAAAAUGGGGGAGGGGGGGGGGUCAAAGAAAAAUAUUCCAAUAUGCAGGGGGGGCCAUCAUUAAAUUUCUGCUCUUUUAGGGGGGGCUUUCAAUUUUAAAAAAUUAGACAAGAAAAAAUUCCCCCCCCCUUCCAUAAAUAAUGACCGGUCCCUUAGAGGACCAGUAUUCAAAUUUAUUGUUAUUUACUCCAACUUCAAUAGUAUAAACUGCAUAUAUUGUGAUAAAUUAUGGCAAUUAUGAUAAUAGGAACUAAAGCAGGGGUGAUCGAAAUAGUGGGAUACGAUAAGUCGAGAGAUAAAGGAGAGAGUAGGAAAGACAACCCUGUACGCGUUUCGACCCAACAGUCUUCUUCAGCAGGGUUUUUUAAAGGGGGAUGUAGGUAGGAUUUGCAGAGGAGAAUGAAGGAGAGUUUAGGAGUUUGGAAAAAUAAGGGUAGGGAUAAAUCGCAGAAACGUAAACUGAAAGCAGAAACUGAAAUGGGGAUAAAAGACCAUUGCGAACACAUGUAAUUUGCCUAUAAAACUGAAUAAAUAUAAGAAAAAAGUUACCGGUAAAAUGACAACCAAAAAUUUUCAAAGAAUGUCUGCUGCACUAUUUUUAAAGUCGUUUGAAUUAAAUUUGACUACUAUACCUCACAGUAAAGAUUGACAAAUUAUAAACCUGCAUUUAAUAAACUGAAUACUGCAGUGAGACAAUAUAAUGCAUGUUUAUUAUAUAAUAUACAGUGUUUUAAAUGGUAAUUUUUACGAGUACAAAUUAUUGUUAAUGGACGAUACUCAAUGCGCUAGACCUAAAAAUUAUAGAUUUAAAAUGUCUAUGUUAAGCCAACUCGAAAGCUACUAUUGUCUAAACAAAGGAAGACUCUAUCACAGACUUUCAUUAUUUGCUUGCCAAACCCGUAGGCUACUGCACCCAGUAUCGUUUAUUAAUUAUUGUCCAAACCACUAUGUUUGACCUAUUCAUAACUAUAACAAUGAAACUAUAGUUAAACAUGGGCAGAUAUCCGAGUUAGCUUUAUCUGCCUAUAUCAUUCUUACUUGGAUUGCGAGCUGUAAAGACUGAUUUAAAGAGUCAUUUAAAAAAUUAAUCGUUUCACGUUUAUCAUUUCUAAACGUCCACCAAAAAUAAUGCCAAGAGUUAGCAAACCACGAUCACGAGUUCGUCAGCAGGAUCAACGACCAUCCAGUAUUCAACCGUCCGUCGAAGUACCGAGCAAUUUGGGCGAGUUAUCAAUUUUAGAGUUGAAGAACCUUUGCCGCGAACUCAACUUUUCCUGCGCUGGCGGCCGACGGGUACUUACAACGCGUCUACAAAACGAAAGAGAACGUCUAAACACGAAUACGCCGCAAUCCAACAUUCAAACCGUUCCAGUAAACAACACGUUAUCUAAUUCCAACGCAAGGGAAAGCUUCAGCGCCGACCAACUGGCACAGAUCACGCAGAUUGUUUCGCAGUCGAUUUCGUCUUUCUUCGAAAGCCAACACGCCACAACAACCGCGACUCGUGUAGAUGAGCAGCCAACUAUCCCGCCACCGCCAACGCCACUCGAAAGGCUAGAACAGCUUGGUCAAUUUCCAUUUUUAAGUUCCAGCGAGCUCCAGCAGCAGCCGACUUCAUCCCAUGGACCUGUUGCCUCAAUCCAGCAAGCAGAUGGGGGAUUCACGCCAGAGAUUCCAAACAAAUACGUUCGUGACAUCGAAAGUGGUGAGUUUUUUGAGCUUGCUAAAUUAUUGCCAAAAAAUUUAAAUAAGUUAAAUGUUGGUUCCGAUUCUUCUGACAACGUGGGUUUCACAAUUUCCUCUACGGGAAUCUCAUUAACACCGCGCAAGCCUCAAGUGCUGACUAACAUUGAAGAGUGGACAACCGCUUUCAACACGUAUAUGUUAAUCAUAGUACAAAAAUUUCCAAAUCGUGCAUCAGAACUUUUACAGUACAUGGAAACCAUCCGUCAUGCGGCAAAAACGCAUGGCGGUUUAGGCUGGUGCAUAUAUGAUCAUAAAUUUCGCUAUAAAGCCGCCGCGUGUCGAACAUUGUCGUGGGCCAACAUUGACAUGCAGUUAUGGUUGCGUAUUUUCACCGCUAGCUCUACUCAGUUGCGGGAAGAUUAUUCCCUUUUUUCUAACGGACCCUCAAACAAAGCUGGGGCAGCGAGGGACGGAAUUUGCCACAGCUACAACAGGGGUAGACCUUGCCCAUUACGACCCAAUUGCCCUUACACUCACCGAUGUAACCGAAUUGGCUGUGGGGGGAACCAUCCUGGGUACCAAUGUCCACAAUCCCGUGGGGAAAACGAUCACAACGACGACCACCCUUCACAAUCCGCCCGUAGCUCCGCGAAGACCAACAGAAAAUAGAACUGUUAGUUUAAAGUGUAGUAUAUAUAAUAGCAGUAAUUCAAUACCUUUAGAUAAUACUAUAGUUACGCCAAUUCGCGUUGACGCGCUUGAAGGUGCUCUUUGUGGGCAUCCCAAUUCAUCAUUCGUUUUGAAACUCUGUUCAGACUUGCGUUUCGGUGCUCGUCUCGGUUACGAUGGUCCUCGCAUGUCAAAAUUUUCGAAAAACCUCAAGUCUGCCAUUGACAAUCCAACUAUUGUUUCAACUAACUUAGCUAAGGAAGUUGCUCUUGGCCACACAGCUGGUCCUUUCACCAAUCCGCCAUUUGCUAAUUUACAGGUUUCGCCAAUUGGCAUUGUACCUAAAAAGCAUUCAGAUAAAUUUCGAACCAUUUUUCACCUCUCGUUUCCAAAAACGGGAGAAUCAAUCAAUUCCUUUAUCGAGAAAGACGACUUUUCAUUGCAGUACAUAAAAAUCGACGACGCAAUUGCGGCUUUAAUCCGAUUAGGCAGAGGCACUUAUCUAGCUAAAACUGACAUAGAAUCUGCUUUUCGUCAAUUCCCUGUUCAUCCUGACGACUGGGAGUUAUUAGGCAUAUAUUGGAACAAGUCCUAUUAUUUUGACAAAGUGUUGCCAUUUGGUCUGCGUAGUGCGCCGUAUAUUUUCAAUCAACUUUCGGAUGCACUUGAAUGGAUUUUACUCAACAAGUGUUUUAUAAGCUAUGUUGGGCACAUUCUAGACGAUUUUCUCAUCAUGGAACCACCGGCCCAAACUGGGCUACCUUCUCAAGCAUGCCAAACUAGCCUUUCUAGCAUGUUGUUAACAUUCCGCACGUUAGGUGUUCCUAUUGCCGAGCAUAAAACUGAAGGACCCAGUCUCAUUAUAGAAUUUCUAGGCAUUAUCAUUGACUCACAAAAGAUGGAGGCUCGUCUUCCAUCCGAUAAAUUGAACCGUCUAUUUGUUGAUUUAAAUUCGUGGCACACAAAAAAGUCAGCUACACUCCAAGAGCUCCAAUCACUAAUUGGCACAUUAAAUUUUGCAUGCAAAGUAAUUGCCCCGGGUCGAGCUUUUCUGCAACGUAUCAUAAAUCUAACACGGGGUGUCUCCAAACCACAUCAUCACAUUCGCUUGACGAAUGGUUUUCGCGAAGACGUAAAAAUGUGGCAACUUUUUCUUAAAGACUGGAAUGGGACAAGUCUAUUUCUCAACUCUUUCUGGGAAAAUUCUACAAACCUUUCUCUCUAUACGGAUGCCUCGGGGACCCUUGGUUUUGGGGGAAUUUUUCGCAACCAGUGGUUUCAGGGUAAAUGGUUGCCUCACCAAACACUUACCACAAAAAAUAUCAGCAUUGAUUGGCAAGAGCUCUAUGCUAUUGUGGUAGCCUCCUACAUAUGGGCACCUUUAUGGGCUCAAAAACGAAUUGUGUUUUACUGCGAUAACCAGGCAGUGGUUUCCAUAAUCAAUUCCAAACGUUCAAAAAGCCCUCGUAUUAUGGACUUAGUGCGUCCUUUAACCUUACAAACACUGAAAUAUAACUUUUAUUUCAAAGCCUUACAUGUGCCUGGUCAUUAUAAUGACAUUGCUGAUUCUAUCUCCCGUUUUCAGCAAACCAGAUUUCGGCGGCUAGCACCGCAUGCAGACCAUCAACCUCAACCUCUACCAGAGGAACUUUCUCGUCUCUAGACGCUGACUUACGUCGUUAUCAACUUGCUUCGUUAGCUAAAGGUACGAUUAAAACUUAUAGCAGUGGCGAAAAACAGUUCACGAAUUUCUACUAUCAAUUCCAUUUACAUAAGUAUGUGCCUCUUCUGCCAACAACGGAAAACAUUCUGAUUUACUUUGCUGUUUUUCUCGCUAAGACGGUAAAUCCAGACACCAUCAAAGUCUAUCUCGCAGCAGUACGCCAUAUGCAUUUGGUUAACGGCUACGACCUUCAAAUCACCAAAUUUCAACGCCUACACUAUAUUUUGCGAGGUAUAAAGCGAGUAAAAGGAGUGUCUACAAGAACACGCCUACCAAUUACAUUAGACCAUUUGAAAUUGUUUCACCGCAUAUUACACUCACGGACAUCACCAACACAUGAUGAAACCAUGAUUUGGGCAGCGAUUUCCAUAGCAUUUUUCGGGUUUUUGCGGAUUGGUGAAAUGACUUGCUCCGGUCCUUAUAAUUCUUCAACAAACCUUUGCCGAUCAGAUGUAAGUUUUCAUAACAAAAAACGUGGGGAUAACGAGGUUUUUCUGCAACUACGAAUUAAAGCGUCAAAAACCGAUCAGUUUCGAGCCUCAGCCACAAUAACCAUUGGCAGCAAUUCUG
Messenger RNA from Paramuricea clavata, 14671 nucleotides. NCBI's taxonomy places the organism in Eukaryota, Metazoa, Cnidaria, Anthozoa, Malacalcyonacea, Plexauridae. The record is from the annotation of a GenBank genome assembly.